GCGAGUUCAGGGGAAACCGGCGGAGCCACAAUGGAGAAUGUUUUCUUCCCGUGACAGUCCGGUGCCUGGCAGGUGAUUAACACAGCGAAGCUCCCCCAUCCCGCCUCAGCCUGCUACGUUACAGUCAAUCCUGGAGCACCAACAUUACAAAUUAACACACGGACAUAAACUAUCAAGAUGGAUACCUCAAACCUUCCCAAGAUCCAGGACGAGGAGCGAGAAAGCGAGUUCGGAUACGUACAUGGAGUUUCUGGACCAGUGGUGACGGCGACGGCGAUGGCGGGAGCAGCCAUGUACGAGCUGGUUCGCGUGGGACACAGUGAGCUGGUGGGAGAAAUCAUCCGUUUAGAGGGAGACAUGGCAACGAUCCAGGUCUACGAGGAGACUUCCGGUGUGUCCGUCGGUGACCCUGUCCUCCGGACGGGGAAACCCCUCUCUGUGGAGCUCGGGCCGGGAAUCAUGGGCUCCAUCUUUGACGGCAUCCAGCGUCCGCUGAAGGACAUCAAUGACCUCACUCAGAGCAUCUAUAUCCCAAGGGGAGUAAACAUCGGGGCUCUUAACAGAGACCUGAAAUGGGAAUUCAACCCCGGGCAGAGUCUUCGGGUCGGCAGUCACGUGACAGGUGGCGAUAUCUACGGCAUGGUGUUCGAAAACUCUCUCAUAAAGCACAAGCUGAUGCUUCCACCGCGCAACCGAGGCACCGUCACCUACCUGGCCCCACCGGGAAACUACGACAUUUCUGACGUGGUUCUGGAGCUGGAGUUUGAAAGCGUGAAGGAGAAGUUCACCAUGAUGCAGGUCUGGCCGGUGCGACAGAUUCGCCCAGUCACUGAGAAGCUACCUGCCAACCAUCCGCUGUUGACGGGUCAGAGAGUUCUGGACGCACUUUUCCCAUGCGUGCAGGGCGGCACCACCGCCAUACCCGGCGCCUUCGGCUGCGGGAAGACGGUGAUCUCGCAGUCGCUGUCCAAGUAUUCCAACAGCGACGUCAUUGUCUACGUGGGCUGCGGAGAGCGUGGAAAUGAAAUGUCUGAAGUGCUGCGGGACUUCCCCGAGCUUACUAUGGAGGUUGAUGGAAAGACCGAGAGCAUCAUGAAGAGAACCGCGCUGGUUGCAAAUACAUCCAACAUGCCUGUGGCUGCCAGAGAGGCCUCCAUCUACACAGGGAUCACGCUGUCCGAAUACUUCAGAGAUAUGGGCUAUCAUGUGAGCAUGAUGGCCGACUCGACGUCUCGAUGGGCCGAAGCUCUGAGAGAAAUCUCCGGAAGAUUGGCCGAAAUGCCCGCUGACAGCGGGUAUCCUGCUUACCUCGGUGCCAGGCUCGCCUCCUUCUACGAGCGCGCCGGACGUGUGAAGUGCCUGGGAAAUCCAGAGAGGGAAGGCAGCGUCAGCAUCGUGGGAGCUGUGUCACCCCCUGGUGGAGAUUUCUCUGACCCUGUCACCUCAGCCACAUUAGGCAUUGUUCAGGUGUUCUGGGGAUUGGACAAGAAGCUGGCUCAGAGAAAGCACUUCCCUUCAGUAAACUGGCUGAUUAGCUACAGCAAGUACACACGAGCUCUGGAUGAAUAUUAUGACAAACAUUUCCCUGAGUUUGUUCCUCUGCGUACAAAAGCCAAAGAGAUUCUCCAGGAGGAGGAGGACCUGGCUGAGAUUGUGCAGCUUGUAGGCAAGGCGUCUCUGGCCGAGACCGAUAAGAUCACUCUAGAAGUUGCAAAGCUCAUUAAGGAUGACUUCCUGCAGCAGAACGGUUACACCCCCUACGACAGGUUCUGCCCCUUCUACAAGACGGUCGGCAUCCUCUCAAACAUGAUCUCUUUUUACGACAUGGCCCGACACGCGGUGGAGUCCACGUCACAGAGCGACAACAAAAUCACCUGGGCGAUGAUCAAGGAGCACAUGGGAGAGAUGCUGUACAAAAUCAGCUCCAUGAAGUUCAAGGACCCCGUUAAGGACGGCGAAGUGAAGAUCAAAGCCGAAUUCGCCCAGCUGCUGGAGGACAUGCAGAACGCCUUCAGGACCCUGGAGGAGUGAAUCGCCGAGCCGUCGGUUCCGCUCCCAAGUAUCCGACGACCCCCCCCCCCCACCAGUGCAGUGCAACAUAGUGCGGAUUGAAUGGCCCGUGUUCUUAAUGUCAACUCCCUUUUAUUCCUUGUUGUUUACGUCCCCUAAAAACAUUCCUGGCACAAUUUUUCCGUUUUUGUUGAUUUUUUGACUACUUCAAAAAUGCAGUAAUGGAAUCCUCGACGUGAGACUACGGUUAGCGGCUUGCGUGUAGCGGCUUGCGUGUAGCGGCUUGCGUGUAGCGGCGUGCGUGUAGCGGCGUGCGUGUAGCGGCGCGACCACAUGUGGUUAAAAUCAGGGGCCACCCAUCAGGUGUUGCACUUAAACAAUGGCUGCUUCAAAGAGUGGACAGGGAUGUUUCUUUUUUUUCCCCAGAUGUGAAAGUGAUCAAUAUAUUUAA
Gasterosteus aculeatus aculeatus (three-spined stickleback) is the source of this 2461-nucleotide messenger RNA. Its product is annotated as V-type proton ATPase catalytic subunit A. Gene Ontology annotation, biological process: ATP metabolic process; proton transmembrane transport. The record is from RefSeq and is a predicted model, not a curated record. NCBI's taxonomy places the organism in Eukaryota, Metazoa, Chordata, Actinopteri, Perciformes, Gasterosteidae. Gene Ontology annotation, molecular function: ATP binding; proton-transporting ATPase activity, rotational mechanism; ATP hydrolysis activity. Gene Ontology annotation, cellular component: proton-transporting V-type ATPase, V1 domain; lysosomal membrane.